CAACAAAGCCAAUAUCAAGAUCAAAUGUCUUUCAACUUUUUUAAAUUUAUUAAACAUCAAGCACUGUGAUUAAGUUGUUUCAUCAAAAGAAAAAAUAAAGAUUCAUUGAAAACACUGGGCAGAAUGAGCUGUAAAAGGAGCUAUCACAGACAUUGCGCACUUGUAUACUACAUGGUGCUAUUGGACCUGACAAACGCUGUAUUUGAAUUUUCACAUCCACUUAUCAGAGAUUCAGGCAACUCACAGAGCAGGCAGUUGCUUCAUCACCGGCUAAAGAGAAGUUGGGUAUGGAACCAGUUCUUUGUUCUGGAAGAGUACACAGGGACAGAACCUCUGUAUGUCGGCAAGCUUCAUUCUGAUAUGGACAAAGGCGAAGGAUCAAUCACAUACAUCCUUUCAGGUGAUGGAGCAGGAACUAUGUUUACAAUUGAUGAAACCACAGGUGAUAUUCAUGCAAUUCAAAGACUGGAUCGAGAGGAGAGAUCUCAGUACACCCUCAAAGCACAGGCUCUGGACAGAAGGACUACCAGGCCUAUGGAGCCAGAAUCAGAGUUCAUUGUCAAGAUUCAGGAUAUAAAUGACAAUGAACCCAAGUUCCUAGAUGGUCCCUACACUGCUUCAGUGCCAGAAAUGUCACCAGUGGGUACCUCUAUUAUCCAGGUGUCAGCAACAGAUGCAGAUGAUCCUACUUAUGGAAGCAGCGCGAGGGUUGUGUACAGCAUUUUGCAAGGACAGCCAUAUUUCUCUGUGGAUUCUAAAACAGGUAUAAUUAGAACAGCUUUAACAAACAUGGACAGAGAAUCAAGAGACUACUAUGAAGUGAUUAUCCAAGCCAAAGAUAUGGGUGGACAACUGGGGGGCUUGGCUGGAACUACUACUGUCAAUGUUACUCUUAGUGAUGUGAAUGAUAAUCCUCCCAGAUUCCCUCAGAAACACUAUCAAAUGAGUGUUUUGGAGUCUUUGCUAAUCAAUUCCACUGUUGGCAGAGUUCUGGCUAUGGACCUUGAUGAAGGAGUCAAUGCGGAAAUGAAGUACAACAUUAUCGAUGGGGAUGAAUUUGAAGUAUUUGAUAUUGUUACAGAUCCCAGUAACCAAGUUGGAGUUAUCACAGUUAAAAAACCACUGGACUUUGAAACUAAGAAAAGCUAUACACUGAAAAUUGAAGGCUCUAAUGCUCAUCUGGAAAUACGUUUUCUGAACCUCGGUCCAUUCCUUGACACUACUUCUGUGCACAUUACUGUAGAAGAUGUGGAUGAACCUCCGGUUUUUGGGUCCAGUUUUUAUUUUGUGGAAGUCUCUGAGAAUGUGGAUAUUGGUACAACAAUACAGAUUGUUUCUGCAAAAGAUCCAGAUGCAACUAACAACUCAGUUAGGUACUCUAUCGACAGGAACAGUGAUCCAGGCAGAUAUUUUUAUGUUGAUGUCACCACUGGAGCAUUGAUGACUGCCAGGCCUUUGGACAGGGAAGAAGUGUCCUGGCACAACAUAACUAUUUUAGCCAUGGAAAUGAAUAACCCUGCGCAAAUAGGUGGUGUGCCAGUUACAAUAAAAGUCCUGGAUGUUAAUGACAACGCUCCUACAUUUACUAAGUUUUCUGAAACAUUAAUGUGUGAAAAUGCAAAGGCUGAUCAGCUGAUUCAGACCGUUAGUGCAGUAGACCAAGAUGACCCACAAGAGGGUCAACACAUAUCCUACAGUUUAGCUCCAGACGCAGCUAAUAAUCCAAAUUUCACUCUACGUGACAACCAAGACAACACUGCUUGGAUUUUAACCAGAAGACCAGGCUUCAAACAGUCUGAACAGAGCACUUUUUACCUUCCGCUUCUGAUAUCGGAUAAUGGGAAUCCCAGGCUGAGCAGUACUGGCACACUAACUAUCCAAGUGUGCAGCUGUGACAAAGAUGGAGAUAUAAUGUCUUGCAAUGCAGAACCAUAUACAUUACCCAUCAGUCUAAGCAGGGGAGCACUUAUAGCGAUCCUGACCUGCAUUUUUGUCCUAUUAGUCCUGGUCUUACUUAUCCUGUCCAUGAGGAGGCACAGAAAGCAGCCGUACACUAUUGAUGAAGAGGAUAAUGUCCAUGAGAACAUUGUUAGGUAUGAUGAUGAAGGUGGUGGAGAAGAAGACACUGAGGCAUUUGAUAUUGCAGCUUUGUGGAAUCCAAGAGAAGCCCACAUGGGGAAAACUAGACAAGACAUGAAACCUGAGAUUGAGAGUUUAUCCCGUUAUGUGACUCAGACGUGUAGAAUGGACAAUAAUGUUCACAGCUACAUGUUGGCUAAACUCUAUGAAGCUGAUACUGAUGUCUGCGCUCCACCCUUUGACUCCCUCCAGACAUAUAUGUUUGAAGGUGAGGGAUCUGUGGCCCAUUCUUUAAGCUCAUUGCAGUCAUUAAGUACAGACUCAGAGCAGAGCUAUGACUAUCUAUCUGACUGGGGUCCUCGAUUUAAAAAACUUGCAGAAAUGUAUGGCACCAAGGAUAACAAUGGCUCUUUGUGAUAGACCAUGGGGAACUGAGAUUCUUUAUGCAAGGCACUAAGUCAACCCAAUAAGGAUUCAUUUUCAGUGAUUAUUAAAGGAAGAUGGAGUAUUUAAAAAGCUUAUGGCAGCUGUGAAGAAUUGGUUGAAAUGGAAAAUGCAUCAGAAGAGAAUCUGUUUA
This is a messenger RNA of Xenopus laevis (African clawed frog), 2656 nucleotides long. RefSeq names its product cadherin 20 L homeolog (gene cdh20.L). Lineage: Eukaryota; Metazoa; Chordata; Amphibia; Anura; Pipidae. The record is from RefSeq and is marked provisional. Gene Ontology annotation, cellular component: catenin complex; adherens junction; membrane. Gene Ontology annotation, biological process: homophilic cell-cell adhesion; cell-cell adhesion; cell morphogenesis. Gene Ontology annotation, molecular function: calcium ion binding; beta-catenin binding; cadherin binding.